Messenger RNA from Pseudovirgaria hyperparasitica, 1983 nucleotides. RefSeq lists its product as uncharacterized. Lineage: Eukaryota; Fungi; Ascomycota; Dothideomycetes; Acrospermales; Acrospermaceae. Gene Ontology annotation, molecular function: glycosyltransferase activity; hydrolase activity, hydrolyzing O-glycosyl compounds. Gene Ontology annotation, cellular component: fungal-type cell wall. The transcript has a single exon. Bases 325 to 1518 code for a protein of 397 amino acids. The record is from RefSeq and is a predicted model, not a curated record. Gene Ontology annotation, biological process: carbohydrate metabolic process; fungal-type cell wall organization.
GGCCACGUAGCGCUAUCAGUGCAAACAUGCCCGGUCCAGUAGAAUUCUAGAACUACAUAUAUUUCUAUCCGCUGGUUUCAUUCUUGCGCUGACGUCGUCUUCAUUCUUGAUGGCUGGGGAUGGCUGGUGUACUCCAACCUACCUCUUAAAGGUUCUUGUGCCUUCUGCUCCCAGCUUCCGUCUUACCUGCCAUUCACCGGACAAUUACAUCUCCAUCGUCUGUCCUCCGAGAGUGACAACGACUCGGGUUCUACGCCAUCUCAUCACUACCAAGUCACCAACCUCACGUAUUACCAUCUCUCCUCACCCGCCAUCUAUCUCGUUAUGCGUUACACCUCCCCGGCCGCGAGGUAUCUGGCCUCUGUCGCCCUGCUCGUGGCACCAUCGCUCGCACAAACAUACUCGAACUGUAACCCCAUAUCCCGAUCGGAUUGCCCAGCAGACUCUGCCUUGGGGAAGACGGUCAAUAUCGAUUUCAAAUCAGCCUCCGACAGCUUUACGCCUCAAGGCAACCCAACCUACGGCUCAGAUGGAGUCUCGUUUACUGUGGCCAAAUCAGGAGAUUCGCCUCAGCUGACGUCGAAAUGGUACAUCAUGUUCGGCAAAGUCGAGGUCUCGAUCAAGGCGGCGCCCGGCGCUGGCAUGGUCAGCAGCUUCGUUCUUCAGUCGGACACCUUGGAUGAGAUCGACUGGGAAUGGCUCGGCGCAGAUGCCGGCCAAGUGCAGACCAACUACUUUGGAAAGGGACAAACAACGACUUUCAACCGUGGUGCCUUCCACGCCGACCCAGACAACCAGGCCAGAUUCAAGACCUACACCAUCGACUGGACUCCGAACCAGAUUGUCUGGCAAAUCGACGGCGUCACCGUUCGAGCGCUCUCACCAAACGACGCAAACGGCCAAUAUCCUCAGACGCCCAUGCAGAUCAAAGUCGGCGCCUGGGCUGGCGGUGACCCAUCCAACAACGCCCCUGGGACCGUCGAAUGGGCACGCGGCCCCAUCGAUUACUCGCAAGGUCCCUAUACGAUGCAAGUCGGUAGCAUGAAAGUGACCGACUACUCGACCGGCACUCAGUACCGCUACAAGGAUUCCACCGGCACAUGGCAAUCGAUCGAGGCCGUCGGUGGCACCAUCAACUCUGGCGGCUCGUCUGAGGUCGAAGAGAACCCGCCAACCGUCACGUCGACGAGCUCCGGACAACCGGUGCCGUUUGACGGCACGCACAGCGACGACUCUUCAACCUACAUCCGCCCCUCCGUCUACCCGUGGGUCCCCGAGGCGACGACACUCAGCACUGCUAGCCCGACGUAUGCGAAUUACCCAGGCUUGCCCAGUGGUUGGACUGUGUCGGACUCGGGCAAGGUUGUUCCUCCCAGCUCCGCACCAGUGAGUAAGAGACUAGCGUGGUUUCUGCCCUACCUGUCCAUCCUAACAUUCGUCCUAGUCCACGCCUCCUCCGGCAGAGUCUACACCGUGUUCCUCGUCAGUGCCCUCGCCGUCAGCAGUCGAUGGUGUUGAGCUCUCGACCGGGUUCGACGACCGCGGAUUCACGACUGUAUAUACCAUCACCCCCGGGCCAAGGCUGCCGCAAACCACGGCGCCUGCGGGUUUCUACGGCGCUGCUGGCACGAUUCAGCAGCACCAGCCCAAUACAACACCUCAGCCUUCACCGGAUCCGUAUACCGGUGCUGCAUCUGUAUUCAGCGAGCCACGUCUCACGACAGUGGCAUCCCUUUUAUCUAUCUUAGCCCUCGCAUUCGUCCUUUGAGCGGCAUCCAGGGGUGGCAUUGGGAGGUCGCAUCUUGCAUUAGCGUUUGGCGUUUUGGAAAGAGGGCGUUGGGAAGUCGUCGCUGGGUACACUGACGCGCGUGUUUGGGUAUUGAUGUUACGGCAUUGUGCCAAUUAUGUGUAAUGCGACCAGAAUUGAUAGAAAUAAUGAUAUUGAUCUCGAAAGUAUCCAGUAGCUGCUCGAAUGAACAUGAC